AUGGAACACUUACGUGGAUACAAAACCAACUGUGGAUUCUCACUUGGGAGGCCCAGAUUCGGAUCUGUUAAGGUUAGAAUUCCCAACUUCCAACCUUUCAUAGCUGAAAAAGGAAAAGACAUAGAAGAAGAUCAAGUUAAAGAAGAAGAAGAAGAAGAAGAAGCAAAAAGCAUCGGUCUCGAGGAAGAAGAAGAAGAAGAUGAUGGAGCUAAGAGCAUGGAUCUCGAAGAAGGAGAUGUGGAAGAAGAAGAAGAGAAGAAGCACAUAUGUUGUGAAUGUGGUAAAAGGUUUAAGUCAGGUAAAGCUUUAGGAGGUCAUAAACGGAUUCAUGUGCUCGAGGCUCGAAAAUUGGCUAUGGUGAGACCAAAGAUGGAGUCUGGUGUGGUUGGUAGAUCUGAUCAGAGAGAUGAAUUAGAAGUUGAUUGUUGUGUUUGUCAUAAGAAGUUUACAUCAAUGAAGGCUUUAUAUGGACACAUGAGGUUUCAUCCAGACAGAGGAUGGAAAGGAGUUUUGCCUCCUCCUCAUCCACUUGGUUACUCUUCGUCUUCUACACUCUCUAUUGAUGAUCAUGAUCAUGGUGAGUUUAUAAGCUCGGAUUAUGAUGAUGAUGACUAUGAUGAUAAUGAUAAAGAUGAAGAUGAUGAUGAUGAUGAGAACUCGGAGUUAUGGGAUAAUCAUUGGGAAUCUGAAAACGUUGUUGACCUUAAAGAAUCGAUUAAAGGAUGGGGGAAGAGAGCAAGGAGAAGUGUUUUCAAGGUUGGUGAAUCAGAUUUGAAGGAUCCAAGAUCAGAAGAUAUGAAGGAUAUUGAUGCUAAGGAUCUAUUGAUCUUAGCUACUACUGCAGAAGCUGUUGAUCUCGAUGUUACAGAGACUUCUGAUUCACAUUCCGUUGAAGAGAUGAUGAUGAAGAAGAGGAGGAAGAAGAAGAAGAAAAGGUUGUCUGAGAUGGAUAAAGAAUCAUCAUCAACUCAUGAUCAUCAUCAGCUUGAGGUGGUUGUUGCUGCAGCUGAGGAAGGUGGUGGUGCACGUGAGAAGCACGUGUGUGUGACUUGCAACAAGUCUUUUACUUCUUAUCAAGCUUUAGGAGGUCAUAGAGCAAGUCACAACAAGGUCAAGAUAUUGGAGAAUCAUCAAGCUAGGGCAAACGGUGAAGCUUCAUUGCUUGGAACUGAAGCAAUAAUAACCGGUUUAGCUAGCGCUCAAGGAUCAAACACAUCUUUAAGCAGUAGCAACAAUGGAGAUCACGUUUGCAACAUUUGUCAUAAAAGCUUCCCAACAGGUCAAGCUCUUGGAGGUCACAAGAGAUGUCAUUGGACUGGACCAGUUUCUAGUGAGGCGGCUGCAACCAUUGCAGCUACAACAGCUUCAACCGCACCAGCAGCAGCAUAUGCUAGUCAAGUAACAGAGACAGUGGUGCAAGAGGUGAAGAAAUUGAAGAGAACGUUUUUGGAGUUUGACUUGAAUGAGUUGCCACCUAACGAAGAAUAA
Molecule: messenger RNA, 1488 nt
Organism: Eutrema salsugineum
Lineage: Eukaryota; Viridiplantae; Streptophyta; Magnoliopsida; Brassicales; Brassicaceae
Product: zinc finger protein ZAT4
Exons: 1
Coding region: 1-1488 (495 amino acids)
Molecular function (GO): DNA-binding transcription factor activity
Source: RefSeq, a predicted model, not a curated record